UACACUAAGCAUACACUGCAGGAGUCUGUCUACAUCCUGCAACAUGGAUUGUCGGCCUGUGCCAGCUCCUAGGACACGCUUGUCAGCCAACGCGGGCAACCAACCACAGAGUGCCCUGACCUCCCCUGUCUCCAAUUCUCCAAGCACGCCGGAGCCUAGUAAUGUUCGUCCCAGGCCCCCAGUUCCACCAAAGAAAAUCCAAGUUGUGAAAGAUUCAUCUCAGCUUCACACGGAUAUUUCAGCCAUCAGCAUCUCAGACAGCUGCACCACUAUCGCCAUGGCAGCGGGCCAGAAAUCCAUUCCCUCACCAGUUUCUCCCAGCAAGGGCGAACAUCCUGUAAAAGGAUUUAAUUACCUUGCACCACUUCCCUCUCAUGGCAUCCAAUAUACCAAGGACACUGAUAUGAAGGUCACACAAGAUCCAGGAGCAAAGUCUGGUCUUCACAUUAAAAAAUAUCCAGAUCCUGACAACGACAACAGCUCUGUCAACAAGAAAAGCCACAAUCAAGAAGGCCCCUACUCCAUGGCAUGGAACUAUCUUAUGGGUAAUGAUGAGCUGAUGCAGUGGUGGAGCUCAGUAAAACCAUGGGACGAGCUGACAAAUGAUCAUCUGUUGUCAAAAGACAUAGAGGCCAGAACAUUCACCAAGAAAGUGCAAAGGAUCCAGAUGUCCUUGCGUGUGUAUGAUGUUCUUCUGACCGACCGCGGUGAGUCUCUUCAGAACAACAUCACCGAACUUCGGACACUUGCUGACAACAUCGACAAGGUCUCUAAAAAGGUGAAAAUCGCCGCCAUCACGGGUGCCGCUGGUGCCGUUGGAGGCGUUGCGGCUGUUGCCGCCGUGGCCGGGAUCGUGCUCUCUCCCAUCACCUUGGGAGCAUCCCUGGCGGUAACGGCGGCUGCCGUUGGCGUCGGCGUGGCUGCAACCGGCGCGGCCACCGGUGCCUCGGCCGCCAUCGCCAGCAAAGUCACCAACACCCAGGAUAGGAAGAAAGUGGAGAAGAUCCUGCAGGACUACACGAGUGAGAUGGGCGACAUCGAGCGCUGCCUGGCAUUCGUCCAGACGGAGACCGAGCACCUGAGGAGACACGACCUCUCCACCUUGAAAGGCGUUGACGCUGAGGCCGUAACGGUGGCCAAGAUCAUGGAGGUGGCCGGGGGGAGCAGCGGAGCUCUGGGGGCCACUAGCAGGUCCGCUGGCAUCAUCGAGGGGUUUGCAACAGGCAUGGAGCUGCUCUUCACUAAAGGAGAUGACCAGAAGUUGAAGAAAGGCAAGGAGUCCAAAUUUGCCAAAAAGAUACGCACAGUUGCCAAUCAACUCCAAAGUCAGCUGGAAGAGUGUUUCAGGUUUAAACAUGUGUUGGAGGAAAGGAGAUACAGUCUGCCAACUGUAAAUAAAGACAUGAAGUAAAGACUGCAUGCACUGUUGCUCAAAUGUAAUAAAAAUGUUCUCUGCAACCACAGUUUUCAGGGGCCCUCAGCAGUACCUCCACUGCCAGCUAAGACCAUGGUCUUGGGACAGUCCCAGUUGAUCAUAUAACUGGGUGAAUAGACCUGUUAUCAAUGUAAUUCAGUUAUCAUAGGGAGAAGAUAAGCUUGGGGUUUUGUUGUGUGUUUCCAUACUGUCCAGUGGUUGAAGAAGAUAUUGCUGUCUGCCUAAGCUAUACUUCACAUUGAUUUCUUUUAGUUUCUGCAAUGAAUAGGCCUAUAAUCAAAUCUAGAAUCUAUAAUCAAGAUUAAGCAACGAACAGAACAAUAUUAAUAAUUAAAAAAAUAUGCUCAA
Alosa alosa (allis shad) is the source of this 1783-nucleotide messenger RNA. RefSeq lists its product as uncharacterized. Gene Ontology annotation, cellular component: extracellular region; membrane. The coding region runs from base 44 to 1411 and encodes 455 amino acids. NCBI's taxonomy places the organism in Eukaryota, Metazoa, Chordata, Actinopteri, Clupeiformes, Clupeidae. Gene Ontology annotation, molecular function: lipid binding. The transcript is spliced from 8 exons. The record is from RefSeq and is a predicted model, not a curated record. Gene Ontology annotation, biological process: lipoprotein metabolic process; lipid transport.